Messenger RNA from Klebsormidium nitens, 870 nucleotides. Lineage: Eukaryota; Viridiplantae; Streptophyta; Klebsormidiophyceae; Klebsormidiales; Klebsormidiaceae. The record is from the annotation of a GenBank genome assembly.
AUGGGCAAUUUCCUGCGCAAGGCGCGGAGGGCCCCAAAGAGAGGCGUCCAAGAAAGGCGGACGUUCGACGGCGAAGGUUCGCUGAUACAAGGAAGCACGCACGGCCCCCACGUGUCGAAAGCAGAGGCGCCCACGUUCAAAAUGGCAUUCUUUAUGCGCGCGAGCGGGGCCUCGAAUGCUGAGCUCAUCAGCCGCAUGCGGGCCAUGGGGAGCAUCAAAAGCGGCAGGGUGGCUGACGUCAUGACAGCUGUGGACCGGGGGCUGUUCGUGCCGUCCGAUGAGGAGCCGUACUUUGAUGUGCCGCAGCCGAUCGGGUACAAUGCAACGAUCUCAGCCCCCCACAUGCACGCGCACUGCCUGGACCUGCUGGAGGACCGCCUGCAGCCGGGCGCGCGCGCGCUCGACGUGGGCAGCGGCACGGGGUACCUUACCGCCUGCUUUGGCAUGAUGGUGGACGGGAAGGGAGGCAAGGCCGUCGGCGUGGAGCAUAUCAAAGUGACGUCACUUUUGGCAGAGCUGACGGAGUCAUCCAAGUCGAACGUCCGGAAGUCGGCCGCCGGACACCUGUUGGACAAGGGCGUGAUUGAGCUGCACACGGGGGACGGCAGGAAAGGUUGGCCCACCGCGGCGCCGUAUGACGUCAUUCACGUGGGCGCGGCCGCGUCGGGCACCCCCAGGGAGCUUCUGCAGCAGCUCAAGCCCGGGGGCCGUAUGGUGUGCCCGGUAGGCGACGCCCUGGAUCAGCACCUGAUGGUGUACGACAAGUCCCCGACCGGGGACUCCAUUCGCGAGCGCGCAGCGACCGCGGUGCGGUACGUACCGCUGAUCGACGAGAAGGAUCAACGGAACAGGAGACCGGGUCUGUUUUAA